UGAGCACGGGUGAUUAAUCAACCAUCGCCAUUAAUAUUAUAGUUUCCGAGAUUGAAGCGGUUGAUCAUCGGUGGUUGUAAAACAACAACAGUGAUUUGGGCCUGUCGCAAUGGAAGAAGACGACAGCACUUGGUUGAUUGAACUAGAGUCGGCGCUUCUCGAUGGAUGUUCAGCUCACGAAAUAAACAUGCUCACAAAAGGUAAAAAGAUUCCAGAAAGUCUGCGUCCUGACGUGUGGCUCCUCUGUCUCAACUGCCAAGAUGCUAGCAAUCAGUUAUUGCUCUUUGAUGAAAUCUUUGAUUUGACCAAUCAGAAUGAACUGAGAGAUGACGUGAAGAAGUUCGUAAAAAGUCUCGGUAAUGAUGAUGAUGACAAACUGUCAGUAAUUUCUGACAUUGAAUCAAUCAUCACAUUUUACUGCAAGUCCAAAUCAAUUCAAUACACCUCCAAUAACGGUUGGAUCGAAAUUUUAUUGCCAUUGUUGAGUUUAAAAUUACCAAGGGCAGAUACAUACAAUUUGUUUGAAAAAGUGAUAAAUCUAUACAUUCCAAAAGGCUGUACCAAAAAUGGUGUACCAUUCCAUAUACUGCGAUUGGUUUUACAAUAUCAUGACCCGGAGCUGUGUUCAUUCUUGGAUACCAAGAGGAUAACUCCGGAGCAGUACUGUCUGCCGUGGCUCAGGUCCCUCUUUGCUGGAACAUGCAGUCUGGAUGUCGUUCUAUUCAUGUGGGACUUAUAUUUUCAGAGAUCUGAUCCCUUCUUCAUUUUCUUUCUCUGUCUUAUUAUGAUAAUAAACUCCAGAGAACAACUGCUCCAAAUGAAGAAUGAAGACAAAUCUGAAAUCAUAGAAAUUCUGAGCAGGAUGCCAGCAGAUUUGGAAGCGCCAGAUGUUUCCGAUUUUUGCUCAUUAGCUCAUUAUUAUUCCUUAAAAACGCCAGUUUCAUUCCGAGAUGAUGUCCUAGAUGUGUUGUUCUCAACAGAUGGCCUUGAGAUUAACUCUAAACUUUAUUCCCAAGCCCUCUGUCUUCCGGUAGCAGUCCAUGAACUGAUAGAGAGUGCCACAGUAGAUGCGUCAGACAUUGAUAGUGUUAAGUACUUCUUGGUUGAUUGCCGGCCAGCAGAGCAAUACAAUGCUGGGCACUUAUCUACUGCCUUCCAUUUGGACUGCAAUCUCAUGCUUCAAGAACCAAAUGCAUUCAAUACUGCAGUACAAGGUUUACUCAAUGCACAGAGACAGGCAUUGGCCGCUGGAUCAUUGGCAGCCGGUGAACAUCUUUGUUUCGUUGGUUCUGGAAGGACAGAGGAGGACAGCUAUGCACACAUGGUGAUAGCUUCAUUCUUAAAAAGGAAUACCAAAUAUAUCUCAAUGCUGGAUGGUGGAUUUGUAGCCAUACAUGACUACUUUGGUCCCCACAUGACGGAUUGUUUGGAAGAACACAACCCGGCAUCAUGCCUAGUCUGUGCCCCGCAAAACAACAAUGAAGGAGUUGAAUCACACCAAAGUAACACGAGGGACAAUGCACCCGCCAUACAGUUGUUUAGUAAACUUUCAUCAGCAAUGAAGGCUAAAAGCCAAGAAGUUAGAGGCAAGUUGAUAGAAUAUAUUGUGAAUCCAAAUGCUACUGGCGGUACAGGGGAAUGGCAUGUUUCUGCCAGCGACAAGAAGGAACAGAGGUACCGGAAUGUUCCUCCGGUUUUCAGUAUUAAUGACGAAGAUGAUGAUUCUCGUUCAGAUUCUAGAAAGGACUUGACAGACUCAGAUAUGUUGGAAGAAACCGUGGACCUUAACACAUUCCUAAAAGAGCAUAAUAUAGUCGAUAAUUUCUUGUGUCAAGAGGUUCUAUUGAAUGGUUACAUGUAUGACUCAUGCUUAGUUGUUACCGAGACACACUUAAUAGUUCUGCGAGACAUUCCAAACAAGCGGGGCAUGUACAAGGUGCUGUCUCGAAGGCCGCUGUCGACCAUUGUGAAGAUAACGGCGAAAAAGCGGCACCCAGAACUAAUCACAUUCAAGUACGGCGUGCCCGACGGAGAUAACUUGCUAAUUAAGGAUAUGGAUCGCUUUUUGAUACCCAACGCUUCGCUGGCGACUAAAGUGGUCUCUAACCAGAUAGUCCAACAGUUGGACAACAAAUAAACCAUUUGGAUGUAGAAUGACUCCUAAAGGUACUAUAAACUCGCCUCAGUAUUCGAUUUUGAACCCAAUUAGUGUAAUAUAAG
This is a messenger RNA of Cydia amplana, 2220 nucleotides long. RefSeq names its product TBC1 domain family member 23 (gene TBC1D23). The record is from RefSeq and is a predicted model, not a curated record. Gene Ontology annotation, cellular component: trans-Golgi network. The transcript is spliced from 2 exons. NCBI's taxonomy places the organism in Eukaryota, Metazoa, Arthropoda, Insecta, Lepidoptera, Tortricidae. Gene Ontology annotation, biological process: retrograde transport, endosome to Golgi. The coding region runs from base 110 to 2137 and encodes 675 amino acids.